Molecule: messenger RNA, 4108 nt
Organism: Acanthopagrus latus (yellowfin seabream)
Lineage: Eukaryota; Metazoa; Chordata; Actinopteri; Spariformes; Sparidae
Gene: mmp14a
Product: matrix metallopeptidase 14a (membrane-inserted)
Exons: 10
Coding region: 355-2046 (563 amino acids)
Biological process (GO): extracellular matrix organization; skeletal system development; zymogen activation
Cellular component (GO): extracellular matrix
Molecular function (GO): metalloendopeptidase activity; zinc ion binding
Source: RefSeq, a predicted model, not a curated record
GUCCACACACGCUGCAGACAAACCCCACCAGAAGACAGGAAGCCAAACUAUGAAGCCUUAGUGAACACCAGCUGAGCCGCCCGGUGGUUUUCUGCGCUUCGUCCGGUGUUUGCGCCUCAGCUCGGACCGACUCCCGACUCGCCUUUUGCGCAGAGAAGCCGUCCGCUGCGCUCUCAGCGUCCAUGCGGACACCCGAAGGGGAGGGGGAAAAAAAGUUUUCUGCCACGUUUUGAAAGCAUAACGGAGUAGCAUCGUAAAAAUCGUAUUUUUGUUUUUUUUACUUGUGGGACUUGUGUAGAAAGUUAAGUUUCCAGAAGAUUUUUUUUUUUUGAGGGGUAGUCUGCAGAUAGAAGAAUGCUGCUCCAGCUCCUCACCCUGGCCUGUGGUCUGUGCUGCUUUGGCUUUACCUCCGUCUCUGCAAAUGUGCUGAAAGCAGAGGCUUGGCUGCAGCAGUAUGGCUACCUGCCUCCAGGCGAUGUCAGAGCCCAGGCCAUCCGCUCGCCAAAGUCCGUUGUAACAGCGAUAAUGGCCAUGCAGAGGUUUUAUGGUUUGAAAGUCACCGGCUCCAUAGAUCCCGAGACGGUAGAGGCGAUGGGCCGGCCGCGUUGUGGCGUCCCAGACAAGUUUGGCCCGCAGCUGAAAACCAACCUGAGGAGGAAGCGAUACGCCGUGCAGGGUCUUAAGUGGGACAAGUCUGAGGUCACCUUCAGCAUACAGAACUACACCCCCAAGAUUGGCGAGCGAGCCACGUAUGAAGCCAUUCGCAGAGCAUUCAAAGUGUGGGAGAGCGUGAUCCCGCUCACCUUCAGAGAGAUCCCCUACAGCCAAAUCAGAGACAAGGUCGACAAGUUCGCGGACAUCAUGCUGUCCUUCGCUGAGGGCUUCCAUGGCGACAGCACGCCGUUCGACGGCGAGGGCGGCUUCCUGGCCCACGCUUACUUCCCGGGAAAUGGCAUAGGGGGAGACACGCACUUUGACCUCGCCGAGCCCUGGACCACCGGGAACACCGACCAGGGGGGUAAUGAUGUUUUCCUGGUGGCGGUCCAUGAGCUGGGUCACGCCCUGGGCCUGGAGCACUCCAACGACCCUUCUGCCAUCAUGGCCCCCUUCUACCAGUGGUUUGAUACGGAAAACUUCCAGCUGCCAGACGACGACCGCAGAGGCAUCCAGGCCAUCUACGGAACCAAGUCCGGGGGUCCCCCUCCUCCUCCCCCACCCCCUCGACCCACCAAGUCAUCCACCCCAGACGUCGGCCCGGACAUCUGCGAGGGACACUUCGACACCAUCGCCAUCCUCAGAGGGGAAAAGUUUGUAUUUAAGGACAAGUGGUUUUGGCGUGUGCGUAACAACAAGGUGCUGACCGGUUACCCGAUGACCAUCAGCCACUUCUGGAAGGGCCUGCCCUCGAACAUCAACGCCGCCUACGAGAGGGACGAUGGGAAAUUUGUCUUCUUCAAGGGUGACAGGUACUGGGUUUUCAGUGAGUCCAGCAUGGACAAGGAUUCUCCCAAGAGCCUGAAAGACCUGGGCACCGGUCUACCCAAAGACAAGAUCGAUGCCGCUCUCUUCUACACGCCAACAGGACAGACGUACUUCUUCAGAGGCAACAAGUACUACCGCUUCAACGAGCAGACUCGCACCGUGGACAGCGGUUAUCCAAAACCCAUCAGCACGUGGAGCGGCGCCCCGGAUAACAUCAAAGCCGCCAUCAUGAGCGAAGAUGGAUCUUACACCUACUUCUACAAAGCCAACAAGUACUGGAAGUUCAACAACCAGUACAUGAAGGUGGAGUCCGGCUACCCCAAGUCCGUACUCAGUGACUGGAUGGGCUGCGAAAGCGAUGAGCCCAAGAAGGGUCGGGAAGGGGAGGUGAUCAUCAUCGAGGUGGACGAAUCGCAGAGCGGCGCCGGGCCGGCCGCCGUGGUCAUCCCUCUCCUCCUGUUGGUGCUGGUUGUGGUCACCCUGGGAGCGCUUUUGUUCUUCAGGAAGUACGGCACGCCUCGACGCCUCCUCUACUGCCAGAGAUCCCUCCUGGACAAGGUGUAGACAGAGCGACGGGGGGGGAUUGACAGACUGCCACAGAGGGACAGAGAACGAGGGCCGAGGGCGAAGAUGGAAACCGAGAGCGGGGAGGGAAGAAAUGGAAGAGGAGGAGGAGGAGAGAGCAACGGGAGGAAAGACGGAAGACAUGGGGGAAGAAGUUUGGGUGGUUUGUAUGUGCCACAAAAGUGAGAGAGAAAAAGGCCCUAGAAACUGAAAAUCAGGAAAAUGUGUAUUUGUAUGUUAACGAUUUACAUGUACUGUUCUGUGUCCAGAGAUUAAAAACAUACCCACAAUCUCGCAUAGAGGAGGGAGAUAUACAACGAGACUCAUGUUCAUCAGCGACUUCCCUCUCUCACAUGUGUUUAGAAAAAAAAAAAAACAUCCCUCCUCCCUCCCUCUACUUUAACUGGACGACUCCAGCUGAACUGCUGUCUGAUUCACUUUAAAAUCUGUGUCUUGUUUGGGUUUAUACCCAGAAAUCCAUCUUUAACUUCUGUUAAGAGUUUUUGCUCUUAAAUACAUUUGCUGUCCAAAGUCUGUUGGGGUUUUUGGGAAUUUUACUCAGCGUGACAUUUUUGAAUAAACUGUGUUGACAUUUCCUUUUAUUCAGCACAAAAUAGGGCCAGGUGUCGAACCUCGAACUUCGUGCUUGUCGAAGCACCGCCUGAAGUGUAUCUGUCUGUCGAAUGUCUGGUCAGAUUUGUAUUUUUUGAUCAAAUGAUUCCAUAUGUUAGGGUGCAAUAUGUAAGAACUGGCCACUCAAAUUCAUGUGCACAUGUGUGUCCCCAGAGUAACUGCAAACUACUGCCGACUGUAGCCACAGUUAGCUACUUAGCUCAGUUAGCCAUACAGCUAGCGAUUCGGGCUGGCUAUCCAGGCUUGGAGCUUGGGGCAAGCGAGAUUUGUUGGCGUUAACAUCACUGGAACAGGAGUUUUUAACCUGGGGCUGAACAUUGCAACGCAGCACACUGACACUUGAAUGUUUUCAACCAAAGUUCUUACAUAUUGCACCUUUAAAACAAAAUUCUGCCAGCUUUAUUAAGGUAAUGUUCUUGUACUGUUGCCCAUGUUUUGCCAGCAUUAAUGUUUGAGAUGUUUUUGUAGGAAAAAAAAGUUCAUAUUUCUCAAAGUAAUUGAUUGAUUGAUUGUCUCCCAUCUUUGCAUGACCACGUCCAGCUUUAGUUAUCAUCACCUGCCAACAUUUUGGAUAGAUUUGAUAGAGCUGACCAUGAUUUUAAAAAAGUCCCUUAUGCACAGUGUUAGUAUCGAUUGAUGCAGACUUUUGAACAUGCACAGAUUAGUUAGUGUAACCAGGUUUAUGUCCACAAGUGCCAGGCCUAACACGAGGCUGCUGGAGGCGGUUCAGGGUGGUGUCGCUUUAGCAGAUUGUCCUACUGGUACAAACACUUGAGUCCUUUUUUUUCUUAACUCGAUUCACAGGCAAAACUCUUUUCACUAAGUCAGUGCAAGCAGUCAGACGGGAAAAAUAUUUCUUUAAAAAAAAAAAAAAAAGCGUGAUGUCUUAUCUCACAAAUCUUACAUUCCAGUUGUCGAAUAUGAGCAGGGCUGCUUGUGUCAGUAAGCGGUACAGUUUUCCAACAAUAUUGUGCAAUUGUUUUAAUUAUUAUCGUCGUUAUGGGAAAUUGUUGUUAUUAUAAGUAUGGUUAUUGUUAUUAUUGUUGUCCUGGUAAAGUUGCAAUGAUUUUUUUUUUUUUUUUUUUUUUGUACAUUGUCAUUUGGAGUCCUGCUGGACAGAGGCAUAACAUGACAAUGGUGGAGAUGAAUCCCAGUUUACACUCAGUGUGUGUUGAAUUAGAUCAGAUCAGGGGGUAAAUGUGAGUUUCAGGGAGUUUUUCCCGAAAUCACCCAGAUGUUGGCACAGAAUAACAAGCAAUGCUAUUUAUGAACUUUUGAUGGUGCUCAAUGAUUUUCUUUUCUUUUUUUUCUUUUUUUUUUACACAAAUCAAAAUUGUAGGUGAAUUGAUUAAGAUAAUAACAAUGAUAAUGGUAAUGAUAUUUAUAAUGAUGAUCAUAUCAAUAAAAUGGAAUGAGAUUUUUGUUCCUG